AUGAUCUGCUCAAGUUGCCGACGGUCUUUACUCACCCGUAUUCGAUACCCUCCGCCUUCAUCUCUGUUCAGCAUUCGACAUGCGUCCACCGUUCCCGCUACACCCAAUGCUGCCCCGACCCAAGCGCCUCCCUCGAUUGCCAUAGAAGGCGCGAAUCCGGUGCACUCGUCCAAAACGGCGGGGAUCUCACAGCCACUCUCCGAACCACACACCCCCUCGACCUCGAGCGCGAAGACGGGAUCCUCAUCCUCUUCCAAAGAUACCGGAAAGAAACCUGCAAAAGUCAAGAGUUCGGUCCCUGGCGGUGAAAUCUUGAAAGGGCUGGGAUAUACGAAGGCGCAGCCGAAUAUAUUGGCAAAGGAGGACCAUGAGUACCCGGAUUGGCUGUGGACGCUGCUCGACGACAACAAGAUGGCCACGGGGGAGACCAAGGUGGACUUGUCAGGUAUGCUUGUUUUCAAGAAUCCCAUCCAUUGGCCGUCUGUCGCGAAAUUGGGCUGGCAGAUCUUCUUUCAAGAGACGCAUGCUAACGAAAAGGUAACUACAGCAAUGACCAAGAAACAACGCGCCAGAUACGAGAAACAGCAGGAAAAACUGCUCAAAGACCUUCCUGUCACCAUUCCUCCGCACGAACAAAGUGCAGACUUGACCCGCCCUGGCGAUGACGCUGUUACCAGUUUACAACGCAGACACGAGAUCACCAAGAGUGCUCGGGCGGCCAGGAGAAAAGCCAUCCGGGAGAGCAAUUUUUUGAAGUCAAUGUAG
Messenger RNA from Exophiala dermatitidis NIH/UT8656, 765 nucleotides. RefSeq lists its product as uncharacterized. NCBI's taxonomy places the organism in Eukaryota, Fungi, Ascomycota, Eurotiomycetes, Chaetothyriales, Herpotrichiellaceae. Gene Ontology annotation, cellular component: mitochondrial large ribosomal subunit. Gene Ontology annotation, molecular function: structural constituent of ribosome. The transcript has a single exon. The record is from RefSeq and is a predicted model, not a curated record. Bases 1 to 765 code for a protein of 254 amino acids.